Necator americanus (New World hookworm) is the source of this 570-nucleotide messenger RNA. RefSeq lists its product as uncharacterized. NCBI's taxonomy places the organism in Eukaryota, Metazoa, Nematoda, Chromadorea, Rhabditida, Ancylostomatidae. Bases 1 to 570 code for a protein of 189 amino acids. The transcript has a single exon. The record is from RefSeq and is a predicted model, not a curated record.
AUGAAGUCAGUCUACUUUCUUCUUUCAACAUCAUCACCGUAUAAGAGCAUCGAGGAUGUAGUGAAGAAGACCAGGAACACCUGGCUCCAGGCUCACCUCUUCAACACUACUUUACUCCCUGCUCUGACCUCUGCCUCAGAAACCUGGGCUCUUCGCAAGCAGGAAGAAAAUGCGGUGAGCGUCAUUGAACGUAUCCCGCUAGGAGCAUUCCGCUUCAUGCAAGUGAGAGACGGUAUUCGAAGUUCUGUGCUACGUCAGCUAUCGAGGUUCAGAGACGCCGUCACAUCUGCCAAGUACAGCAGAAUAAAGUUGGACGGACAUGUGAUGCGCUUCAACGACAACCGUUGGACCAGAGUCGUGAGCGACUGGGUCCCACUAGGAGGUUCAGAGACGCCCCCCCCCCCCCCCCCCCCCGAUAUUAAGCGCACUACAGGAAGACCGCCGACCCGAUGGUUAGACUUCUUCACAAAGUCCUUGAAAAGAAAAUUCGAUGCUCUUCGUGUUCCAAGCAAAAGGAGAAACCAUUGGGCGACUCUGGCAUGCGAUCGGGAUAAAUGGAAGGAUUACUAG